Messenger RNA from Cinclus cinclus, 1291 nucleotides. RefSeq names its product pleckstrin homology domain containing O1 (gene PLEKHO1). Gene Ontology annotation, biological process: regulation of myoblast fusion. Gene Ontology annotation, cellular component: ruffle membrane; muscle cell projection membrane. The record is from RefSeq and is a predicted model, not a curated record. Bases 1 to 1290 code for a protein of 429 amino acids. The transcript is spliced from 6 exons. Lineage: Eukaryota; Metazoa; Chordata; Aves; Passeriformes; Cinclidae.
AUGAAAAAAAAUAAUUCUGCGAAAAGGGGGCACCAGGAUGGAAACCAGCAACCUGUGCAGCCGGAGAAGGUCGGCUGGGUGCGGAAAUUCUGCGGGAAAGGCAUUUUUAGGGAAAUCUGGAAAAACCGUUAUGUGGUUCUGAAGGGAGAUCAGCUUUACAUCUCGGAGAAGGAGGUAAAAGAUGAAAAAAACAUACAGGAAAUGUUUGACCUGAGUGACUAUGAGAAAUGUGAAGAGCUCAGGAAGUCCAAAAGUAGAAGCAAAAAGAACCAUAGCAAAUUUACCCUCGCCCACUCCAGGCAGCCUGGAAACACGGCACCAAAUCUGAUAUUCCUGGCCGUGAGUCCAGAAGAGAAAGAGUCUUGGAUUAACGUUCUCAACUCUGCAAUCACACGUGCUAAAAACCGGAUCUUGGACGAGGUCACCGUGGAAGAGGACAGUUUCCUUGCCCACCCAACGCGUGACAGAGCCAAGAUCCAGCAUUCCCGGCGCCCUCCUACGCGGGGUCACCUCAUGGCUGUGGCAUCUACCUCAACCUCCGACGGAAUGCUGACCCUCGACCUGAUCCAGGAGGAAGAGGCCUCUCCGGAGGAUCGCAGCACCUGCGAGGAGAGUUUCCGGGUGGAUCUGGACAAGUCCAUGGCACACCUCACUGCUGGGCGGCGCCGCUCGGACUCGGAGAACACCAAGCCCUUGGAGAAAGGGCGGACAGGGAGCCUCCCGCGACAGGAGGUGACCUCGUGGGACAGAGCUGGGCAGUGCAAUGACUCCUUUGACAAAGGGACCAUGUACACACCACAGGUCCCCAAAAAGCUGUCACACUCAGAAAAGAAUAAAUGUGCCUCCAUGGAAGAAAUCCUGUCCCGACGGGACUCUUCCACGCACCGGGCGGUGCUGAGGAAGGGGCUGGAGGUUCAGUUUGCCUCGGCAGAGCCGGAGCAGCUGUCCCGGAUACAGGAACUGGUUGCACUGAAACUGGAAAAAACUCAGGAACUGCUGACAGAGGUGAAGGGCUAUGGGGAAGGCAAGAGAAAGACCAAGGACUCCAACACCAGCACCACCAUCACCACCACCUCUUCUUCUGCAUCAUCUUCCAAGUCGGACUCUGAAAGGAUCCUGCAGGAAUCUGAAAGGCUGCUGGGGGAGGCUUCCUCCACCUGGAGCCAAGCCAAGAGGGUGCUGCAGGAGAUCAAAGAGCUGAGGGACCUGUACAAACAGUUUGAGCUGCAGCAGUCAGACUCGAAGCCCAAACAGAGCUCACAGUCGCAGUUUAGGAAGAGCAUGAUGUGAA